Messenger RNA from Cyanistes caeruleus (blue tit), 2787 nucleotides. NCBI's taxonomy places the organism in Eukaryota, Metazoa, Chordata, Aves, Passeriformes, Paridae. The record is from RefSeq and is a predicted model, not a curated record.
CAGUGUGGGAUCCUCCUGGGAGCCGUGCUGCUCAUCUUCUGCUCGUGGAUGACUCACCAGUCCUGCAUGUUCCUGGUGAAGUCGGCCAACCUCAGCAAGCGCAGGACCUACCCCGGCCUCGCAUUUCAUGCCUAUGGAAAACCAGGAAAAAUGUUGGUGGAAACAAGCAUGAUUGGGCUGAUGCUGGGCACUUGCAUCGCUUUCUACGUCGUCAUCGGCGAUUUGGGCUCCAACUUCUUUGCCCAGAUGCUCGGAUUGCAGGUGUCGGGCGCGUUCCGGAUUGUCCUGCUCUUCGCUGUCUCCCUGUGCAUUGUCCUUCCCCUGAGCCUCCAGAGGAACAUGAUGGCCUCCAUUCAGUCCUUCAGUGCCAUGGCUCUCAUCUUCUACAGCGUGUUCAUGUUCGUGGUUGUGGUGUCCUCCUUCAACCACGGGCUCUUCAGCGGGCAGUGGCUGCAGCGAGUGAGUUACAUGCGCUGGGAGGGCAUUUUCCGCUGCAUCCCCAUCUUUGGAAUGUCUUUUGCCUGUCAGUCUCAGGUCUUGCCUACUUAUGACAGCUUGGAUGAGCCGUCUGUCAAAAUCAUGAGCUCCAUAUUCGCUUCUUCCCUAAACGUGGUCACCACCUUUUACAUCAUGGUGGGCUUCUUUGGCUACGUGAGUUACACCGAGGCCAUUGCUGGGAACGUCCUGAUGAACUUCCCUUCCAACGUGGUGACGGAGAUGAUCCGGGUGGGAUUCAUGAUGUCGGUGGCGGUGGGGUUCCCCAUGAUGAUCCUGCCCUGCAGACAGGCGCUCAACACCCUGCUCUUUGAGCAACAGCAGAAGGACGGCACCUUCGCUGCCGGGGGCUACAUGCCCCCGCUCCGGUUCAAAGCCCUGACGCUGGCUGUUGUGUUUGGAACCAUGGUUGGAGGCAUCAUGAUCCCGAAUGUGGAAACAGUCCUGGGCCUGACAGGUGCGACCAUGGGAAGCCUCAUUUGUUUCAUCUGCCCAGCUCUUAUUUACAAGAAGAUCCACAAGAAUGCGCUUUGUUCACAGAUUAUCCUGUGGAUUGGGCUGGGAAUGCUGGUGAUCAGCACCUACACCACCCUGUCUGCCACCGAGGACACCCCUGUGAGGACAGAAGCAGUGGGCUUGGAGCACCUGGGCAGAGAGGAGAACAGAAUUGACCAGGAUUCAGUCAAACUUCCAGAGCAGAACCCGGUGGUGGAGGAGCCCGAGGAUGACCGUGAUAAACCCAAAGUGCCUGAGGAGAAGGAGGAGAUGGAGCAGCCACAGAUCAAGGUGCCGGUGCAAGUGCCCAAGAGGGAGGAGGAGAGAGGAAAAGUGGAAGAGAAAGUGCAGCUGGACCGUCCUGAUCAAGGGAUUGCCCUGCCCGUGGGGGAAGCUCAUCGCCACGAGCCCCCGGUCCCACACGAUGAGGUGGUCGUGGACAUGGGGCGGGAGCGGGAGGAAUCCAGCGAGAACAAAGUGGCUCCCGGAGGAGCCAGCGACCGUCUGCUGGAGGAGCCAGCCAGGCUGAAGCCCCAGAAGGAGGCGCUGGCCCCAAAACAAGGGAAGGAAGUGGUUGCUGAGAACCAGCAGCGGGGAGGGACCGGCAGGCCCGACCCAGGUCUGGAGAAGGUCCCGGAGGCAGCGGGGCAGCAGGGGGGAAGGCCGCCCUACAAGGAGCUGGAGCCAGGGGAGGCCAAGCUGGAAGCCAAGGCACUGGCGGCCGUGCCGGACGGUGACACCGCCGAGGCUGCUGACCAGGACAAGUCACAGCUGCAGCUCCCCAGGAAAGCAGAGGAGGCUGCAAUGGAGAAGGAAGCAGACCCUGGUGAAAAGCAGGAACUGCCCCUCCCAGAGAGAGCAGAACUGCUGGAGAACCGGAACACUGAGGAGAAAGAGGAGAAGGCAGGGGAAGCAGGGCCAGCAAAACUGCUGGACCACAAUGUGCUGCUGCAGGUGAUCAAGGAGCAGCAGGUGCAGCACAAGCAGCUCCUGGACCAGCAGGCAAAGCUGCUGGCGGUGAUCGAGGAGCAGCACAAGGAGAUCCACCAGCAGCGGCAGGAGGAGGGGGCAGAGGAGAAGCCAAAGCCAGCAGAAGCACAGCCAGAGCCUGCUGUGCCCCUGUCCAGGAGCAGGGAGGACGAGGGCCUCAAGGGAGACACGGCUGCGAAGCCGCUGAGCAAGGAGCAGCCGGAGCAGCGCCCGGGCCAGCAGCCCCCCGAGUCCACCAAGCAGCACAGGGACAUCGUGGGGAAGCUGGAGGAGGCUGGGCACAGGCGUGACAUUCCUGUGGCUCCUCCCAAGGACUGGAAGGUGCCGCUGCAAGAGAAUGACAGAGCUGUUAAGAAUCCUGUGGAGAACCGGGAUCCCCUCCAUGGAGAUGCCCAGCAUGUUCCAGCAGCCAGAAACAACCUGGAGAAAAAGCCCUUGGCAGAGGGUUUGGGAGAACGUGAAGCCAAAGCUGGAAGAGAUGUCCACCAGAAGAAGAAUUUCCUGAAAGCCAUGGAAGCAGCUGCAGCUCCGAUCCAAAGAGAACAGCCGGGGGCUGCCAAAGUUCAGGGAGUAGCAGGAAGGAGUUUGGAAAGAGACUCAGGAAUAGACCUUAAAGCCAAAACUGUGAGUCAGGUGGAGCCCAAGGACCUGGCAGUGGUGCCGGACUCUUCCAGUAACAGGAAGGUGGCGGUGAGGGAGCAGCACCCCCGGGAGCAGGAGCGGCAGAGGGGGGCACAGGCCGAGGGAGCGGGCGGGCGGCAGCGGGACCCGCCUGGCCACGGGCACGGGAAGGAGGAGGAUCCCCGG